AUGGCUGAAAAAGAUGCCACCGCAAGACUGAGGAGAGCUGUAAAAGAAAACAACCUUUUUCUUGUGAAACGCCUCGUGCAGAGAACUGACAUGCGAAAUCCCGACCCCGCUCCUCGAAGGUAUACGUCACUAGCAUGGGCUGCCGUUCUGGGCCAUGAGGAAACCUUUGAAUUUCUUCUGAGUUCUGGCCACGAUGACGAGGAAUUAAGCAAAGAUUCGGAGAAUAACACCAUUCUUAUGCUUUUGUCAGACUUCAAAUCUUCCCCACCAAAUGUGUAUGCCUCACCCUCGUCUACCAUCGAUUCCACAGCCGCUACUUUGCGGAUGGCGCGCCUCUAUUACGACCGCUAUUCGUGGAUAUUAGACUGGUCAAACGUACACGGAAAGACGGCUCUUCAUAUAGCUGCGUUGAUUGGAAAUGAGGAACUUGUUCGAAUGUUGUGUGACCUCGGAGCCGAUUUUGACUUGGCUGAUAACAAGGGAAAUACACCUCUUCAUUAUGCAAGCUCAUGGGGCCAUAUACCUAUUGUACAACUUCUCAUUGAGAGAGGUUGUCAAUAUGCAGCAAGAAACAAUGAAGGUUUUACCGCCUCAGAUUAUGCUUAUUCCUUUAGCACAAGGGAUACGCUCCAGGACGCAGCACGAAUACAGUUCGAGAACAACAAGAAGCAGCGUCGAAAUAUAUUUGCACAGGCAGCUGCAAGAGGACAUGAGUGGGGUGGCACUCCCCCUGUUUCCAUUCCCCCACCAGUCCCAGCAAAGGACCGGAGUAUACUGCCCAGGCUAAGAAGCGGUUCGGGGACGAGCCGGACUACUGCCACCUCGGACAGUGGGGAGCUCGAUGGCGGUGGCCACGGACGAUCUCUGACCGUGUCUUCGUCGCCCUCCCAAUGUUCCACUGGAUCAAAUUCAUUCUUUCAGAAUCACCAGACUUCAGGCUUUCACACAGCCCACACAACGUCCACAAGUAGCGCGGUUACAUUCUCUGCUCCUUCUCCAACACCGAAAGGCUUAUCACCGAACCCACCAGCGUUAAAUCCGGUGUCCGCACUAUCACCUGUCGCCAGUCGUAUGCGGGAGCGAGACGCAGAUGCUAUGGAAAAGUAUCUAAGACGCAAUCGUAGUGGAAGUCAAGGAACCACUUCGACGGAUACCAAGUCACAGAAUGAGUCAAACUAUGCGUCAGCUGGACCAUCAGCCAAUGGUGACGAUAUCACGGCGUUGGGGAGCCACAUGAGUGGUUCGGUGACCCCGAGAAGGUUACGCCCAUCGAUGUCAGCAGCUCAGCUUCGGACCACACACGAAAUGUCCGGUGGUACAAACCAUCAUGAGAACAGAAAUCGCUCGGGCACAAGCCCAACGGUGUCGCGUCCAGCCUUCUCUCCGCUUCCACUCCUCACGAGAUCAUCCUCUACGUCUAACUCGCUUCGAUCGAUCAUCAGCGCGGAUCGAGAGUCAUUUGAAGAGCCUGAAAGUUAUACUGGACCUCCUAGUCAGUAUGCCCAGUUUCCAGAGCCACCAAUGGCGACAGAGGGACCUAACACUCCAGUUGCCGCUCUGGGUAGGCGAAAAGGUUUUCAUAUCCUUGCAAAGCCUUUGCAAAGCUUUGACUCCUCCAGUUCGAGCCACCGGCGAGGGAUGUCUGCGACAUCCGUGCGAGGAUCAUGA
Messenger RNA from Laccaria bicolor S238N-H82, 1668 nucleotides. RefSeq lists its product as uncharacterized. Gene Ontology annotation, molecular function: protein binding. NCBI's taxonomy places the organism in Eukaryota, Fungi, Basidiomycota, Agaricomycetes, Agaricales, Hydnangiaceae. Bases 1 to 1668 code for a protein of 555 amino acids. The record is from RefSeq and is a predicted model, not a curated record. The transcript is spliced from 7 exons.